Molecule: messenger RNA, 2031 nt
Organism: Glossina fuscipes
Lineage: Eukaryota; Metazoa; Arthropoda; Insecta; Diptera; Glossinidae
Gene: fest
Exons: 8
Coding region: 1-1416 (471 amino acids)
Source: RefSeq, a predicted model, not a curated record
AUGAAUGCGGAGAAUGGCGAGUCCAAACCUUUGGAAGAAGAACAAAUUGAAGAGAAAUCUAAAGGGCAGGUGGAAACACCGAAAAUGCCAGCGCUCCCGGUACCUAGCAUUAAUGGAUUUAAUACCGAAGAGUUUUUGGCUCGUGUUAACAUGAAUGAGAAAAUUAAUAACAUUUUGCGAUCGCCAAGAAAAACCCCUAACGGCGUUCGUCAACGUUCUGUGUUUACAGCAAUAACGCCUUCAUCAUCUCGUUUCAAUGCAAGCGCGACACCAUUUGUUUCGCAACAACGAACGCCCGGAGGUGUCAAUAUGUCUUCUGGAACUGGCGGUAUGACGCCAAAGGAGACUUCUACUCUCUCGGCAGCCAUGCCAACAAGGCAGCUACCUAUGCCGGUACAUAUGAGUGCCGCGUCUCCCCAUCGCUAUAGCGGUUACGAAUCACCUUUAACCGGUCGUAGUGCUGGUAUGACACGCGGCGUCUUCAACGCUCGCUAUCCGGUAGCACCACCGCCAUCUCCAAUAUACAACUUCGAAAAUGAUGUGUGCAGAAUGGUAAGCUUACAGUUUCCGCAACCAAUGCCUCCACCUCCGUACGCGAUGGGACGUUUAAGUGGAAGUCAUCGGGCAGUGGAAUACGAAAAUCCUACGCCGCCUCCAUGCCCUGGAGCUGGACCGAUUGCCAUGACAAACGGCACUAUUCAAUUACGUUUGCGUGACGGAAUACGCAUUGAUAUGACUUUGGACAAAGCGGUACGAGUAUUGAAUCAACGCAGUAUGGUGGCCAUUGCUCUUUCUCGCAAUUGCAGCAACUCUGCUUUAAUUCAUCCCAAUGGGCGUAUAUUGCAGAGCGGCUCGAAAGUAGAAAUCGUUACCUAUGACGGCAUGAAAACUAAUAGUUAUGUACGUUACGCAAAAAUGUGGUAUAAAGGUGUUAGUUUUACCAGUGAAUCUUGUGCCUUAAUUUAUCUUGUGGACACGGCCGGUACUAGGACUACCACAGAUACUUUUACUGAUCUCACCAAGGACUAUACGUUGACUGUGUUUUACGAUGACUCUCGUCAUGGACCCUCUUAUGUACAGGAUGCUAAUGAAGUUGUACAGAAUUCAACUUAUUCCUAUACUGAUGAGGGUACCGAGAUUUAUGAAAUCAACGGUUUCCGUAUUACCCAGGCAGCCGAUGGUCUGGUUAAGUUAACACGCACUCACAACAAGUGCUUAAUACGCACCAGUCCAGGCAACGGUUCAGCUACAUUGACUACUCCAGGAAUACAUUGUACAGCCUCUUUAGGCAAGACGUCUCAUUUGUUUGUUAGGCGUAAUGAGAAGCGCAUGCAUUUUGAUGGAUCCUGUUUCAUUGUAAGGAAUGCGGGCCACUCCGCCGGUUUCAAUGAAAAUAACUUGCUCAUCGUUUAUUAAUAUGAAAGAGAAACCCAAGAACCCGUUGUAAGAUAAAGAAGAUGAAAGAAAGAAAAAUUGCUUAAAGCGCCCAAAAAUUAACAUUGAAAACAGCAAGUGACGUUAACAAAAAUUGAAAAAAAGCAAAAGAAAAACAAUUGAGAUAUACAUAUGUGGCGCUAUUUUAGAGAUCUGUUAAUUGUUAGACAUCUUCCCAAUUUACAAUUUCAUCCACAUUUUUUCAUUAGCAUUUUUGCAAUAUAUUGAAACGAAAUUUUAGUUUUCGAAAGUGUGUGCCCCCGAAAUUUUCAAGUGUUAAAUAAGUGUUCAUUGUUGAGCAUUAAUUUGCCCUCUACUUGUGCGCGCCCCCUUUAAUUUAUUAUUAGAGUUAAAAUAAUACCGCGAGAAUAAUGAAAUAUUGAAUUGAAAAAUGUUCAAAACGCGCCUAUUUAUAUGAGGCCAGCAUCAUCAAACUACUACUAGGGCGAACACGAUGAUUCCGCAGAUACCGCACACGGAACCAAAUAACUAAUAAUGGUAGCUUCAAUUCAAGUAAAAAGCUUAACAAUGAAAAGAAAAAAAAAAACGAAAGAGAAAAAGGAUAACUUGCCGUUUGGUUGUCGUUUGUAAAAAGAG